Molecule: messenger RNA, 642 nt
Organism: Blepharisma stoltei
Lineage: Eukaryota; Ciliophora; Heterotrichea; Heterotrichida; Blepharismidae
Source: the annotation of a GenBank genome assembly
AUGAAUCAAGACAUAGAAUUACCAGAAACCUUCCCAGAUUUCAGCUCAAGAGAAUACUGGAAUGCUAGAUAUUCAUCAGAACCGAAUAAUACCUAUGAUUGGCUGCUAUCGUAUCAACAAAUAAAAUCUAUUCUUUUGCCAAGAAUUUCUCAUAAAGAAGCUGAAAUUUUUGUCGUAGGCUGUGGAAAUUCUUCAUUUUCUGAAGAAUUGUAUAAGGAUGGGUAUCAUUAUAUAUCAAAUAUUGAUUUCUCCCCUGUAGUAAUUGAACAGAUGAGCGAGAGAAAUUCGCAACUGUCUGAAAUUGAAUAUGCAGUUAUGGACGCUUGCAAUCUGCAAUACCCAUCUUCAAGCUUUGAUUUGAUUUUUGAUAAAUGCACAUUAGAUUGCAUUUUAUGUGGAGAAAACAGCUUCCAGCGAGCUACAAGUAUGGUGCAAGGGAUUUAUAGGGUGCUUAAACCAGGUGGAGUGUAUAUACUCGUGUCAUAUGGAAUGCCGGACACAAGAAUAGGAUAUCUCAAAAACAAAUUCUUAAAUUGGUCUAUUGAGCAAGCGCGAAUUCCUAAAGUAUUUUUAGAUCAGUUUGCAAACGUAGAGUUAUCGCAAUAUCAUUAUUUUUUUAUCUGUACCAAGAAUAUAGAAUAA